UCCCUAGUUUCUGGGAGGUUCUAGGAGAUCAUCGUAGAAACACACGUUCACAAUCAACCACUUCAUUUUAAAAUAUUCAAACCUCAAUAUUAUUCCUUUGGGAUCAUCCAACCAAUUUAUUCUAAAUUUGAAGUUAAAUUCCAACCUUAAUAUUACUUCUGAUUUCCAUGUAGCCAAGAGAAAAUAACCCAACAUGAAAAUCAAAUCGUUAUGAAGUUUUAAUAAUCAUAAAAUUUCCUUAAAAUGCAAAUUAUUUCUCAGCAACCAGGUCACGCCCUAAGAUGCUAAUAACUCACCUUUUUUAUUUUUAGUAACCAUUUUUAAUUUGGGGCAUUAAAAAGGGCCUGUGUCAUCUCUAAACUAUUUAACAAUUAACCUUUUCUUUAUCAAGAGCUACUCAUAUUUUAAGUGUUUGAAAAAGUGUAUUUAGGUUUUAAUAUUUCGAAGAAGCACAAGAUCUAGAUAGUUAAAUUGCUUGUUUUUUUUAUAUUUCAAUUUCUCUUGUAUAUCCUGUAUAUAUAUGAUUAAACAGAUUUUCUCUGUCAUUUUCAUCAGUUCAUGGUUAACAUCCAUGUUUGUAUAUGCUUCAUUUUCUUUUUAAUUUUCUUUGCAUUGAGAGUAAGCAUACUCUUUGGAGUUGGACCUUUGCCUAUUUACUUUGUUAAUUAAUAUAAAGAUUUUUUUCACCUAAAGGCCUCUUUUAUGCUUUGGCGCCAUGGGUGUUUGCUUUAGCAAUCCUGAAGGUUCAAUAACAGCUUCAAAAAGUUCAGGUGGAUUUGGAAGUGUUUAUAAGGGAUGGAUCAAUGGCCAGCCAAUUGCUGUGAAGAACCUCAGUGUGUAUUUGGCAAUGGGCGAGGAGCAGUGGCAUAAUGAGCUUGACUUUCUCAGUCGACUUCAUCACAAGAAUCUGAUAAGGCUUAUCGGAUACUGUUCGGAGGGCCAUAAGAUGCUCUUAGUAUAUGAAUUCAUGUCUAAUGGCAGUUUGCAUGAUCACCUUUUCAAAAUUCAACUGGGAACUCUCCCUUGGAAUAUACGCCUCAAAAUCGCUCUUGGAGCUGCUAGGGGACUCAAUUACAUGCAUGAGCCUACGAAGAACAUUGUGUUUCGGGAUUUCAAGUCUGCUAACAUUCUUUUAGAUGGAAACUUCAAUGCAAAGCUAUCGGAUUUUGGAUGGGCAAGGGAUGGGCCUGCAAGUGAUAGAACACAUGUCUCAACCCGAGCUAUUGGAACUCUGGGUUACGCAGCUCCAGAAUACCAUUUGAAUGGUCACCUGUCCCAUAGGUGUGAUGUGUACAGCUUUGGCGUGAUGUUGCUCGAGCUCCUCACAGGACAACUUGCCCAUGUUGCUGAGAGAAAGGAGACAUACCUAGUGGAGUGGACCAAGAGUGAAUUGAAGAGAAACAAGAAGCUCAACAGGAUCAUGGACCCAAGGCUUAAGGACAAAUUCCCGGAGAAAGAGGCCUAUAGAUUAGCCACAGUGGCCAUUCAUUGCGUCCAUGAAGAACCUGAUAAACGCCCCACCAUGGAAAUUGUCGUCAUCGCCUUGGAAGAGAUAGUGCUUCCAUCCGGAAACUAGAGGAGCCAUUAAGGCUUGCCAUGAGAUGUGCCUUUUGUCUCUUUUCCUUCCAAUAAAAUUUCAGUUUUCCUUCUAGUGCUGAACUUUUGUUGUUCGUUUUGCUCUAUUAUCUUUGGAGAUGGUUACCGAUAAGUUUCAGUUUAUGUUUGGGAUUGUAUACAAUGAAUUGGCUAAUUUUCAAGCACAUCAAGCUCUUAAAUAUAA
Molecule: messenger RNA, 1780 nt
Organism: Amborella trichopoda
Lineage: Eukaryota; Viridiplantae; Streptophyta; Magnoliopsida; Amborellales; Amborellaceae
Product: putative serine/threonine-protein kinase PIX13
Biological process (GO): protein phosphorylation
Molecular function (GO): ATP binding; protein kinase activity
Source: RefSeq, a predicted model, not a curated record